AUGGUAAGUUGGAUCCCACUGAUGACAGAAGUCUAUCUUUCUUUUCUAAAUAUAAACACAUGCAAGAGAUUGGUGAGCAUUGAUAACACUCUUUUCUCUCUAGGUCUCUUAUUCACCUAAAAAGAAAAACUUUUCAUUUGCCAGAAAGAAAAAGAAAGCUGAGAACAAUAUUAGACACCACUCCGAAUAUUCCGUUGGAAAGCUUCAGAUGCAGGUUUGUGUUUGGGUUUUUAGCAUGUAAAGGAGGGACUGGACAUGUUGAAAAUAAAUAAAAAAAAAUAGAAUGUGCAUAAUUACAAACUGUGUCAGACAAAGUAGUUUGCCAAGUGAUUUAUUUAUUAUUAUUUUUGGCAUUUCUUCUUUAAAAUCAGUGUAACAAGACAUUUUUGGAUCAUAUUGACUAUGUAAAAAUAAAACAAAUAAUAUCAAAUCACCUGACCCUUUUAUCUGUUCCAUAUUGAUGAAUAAAGUCGUUUGAUCAUUUUGAUCACUUUUCAGUCCCCUCAUUUCUGUUAAAGACAGGCUAUAUACCCCCAGUUAAGCUUUCUGUGCUAUAAAUAUCUGCAUGUACCUCGUAAGACUGCCAGCUGGUGAUGGCACACUUUUUAUAUUGAUUCCAUAUAGGUGGAUGAUCUUAUAGAAACACUUGCAGAUAAGACAACAAAACUCUUGGAACAGAGACAUGAGGAGCUUCGACAGUGUGAAUACCUGGGAAAUGAAAUCCUCCAGUCAGCAAAACAAUUUCAAAGAGUCUCUAAGAAGAAGACAAGGAAAUACAAAUUUAAAAAUAUUUGUUUUCCUUGCAUUUGCUGUUGCUAAUAGGUACAGUGUGAAAAUUGUUUACGGCCAUCUAUGGAACUAUUGAUCUUGCCUAUGCAAUCUCACUACUCCGUUGCAAUUUUGUAGUUAAAUCAUUUUAUUUAUUCGGCCCUAGUCACACCUCCCUUGGCUGUGACUCGCACAGCCUCCAUAACAAAAAUCAUGUUCAAACUGAUCUUACAGCACAAUGUGUUUACUUUAGAAGUUACUCUGUUCUUUUUUGAUAAUUGAACUUUAUUGAUCUCCAUAAAAAGAGUAUGAUACGGAAAAAAAGGGAUUGGAAAUUAUAUAUAAUAAGGGAGUCACCUCAUGUUGGUCUAUUACAAACAUAGCAACUCACAAAGGAACACCGUCAACAUUAUAUCAAUUAAAUCCAAGUUCUCUGUACUAAUAGCAACCUGGACAUGUAUACCAGACCUCCAUAACUUUCUUCAGUAUAUUCCAUGUCUCUGCUUAUUGAACUGUCACAAUCUAAUCCCUCAACUCUCCCAUUGGGCAUCUCUUUUAAGCUGCUGCUAUUGUAGCACCUGAUCUCCAUGCACUCCACAACGACCACUUUUCAUGAAAAGUUUUGUCGGUGUGUAUAUGUGCAUUGGGUCUCAUGUAUAUUCUGGAUGUCGCCUAAUUUAGCUUAGACACCAUGGGUUGGUUCAGGGAUAUCCACACCUUUGUUAUGUGUUGUUGCACUGUUACUAUAAAGUGUAGUAUUAAUUUUAUAGACGCUUUUGGAUACUCCGAUACAGGAGGUAUGCUUUAGGUGUAAAGGUAUAUGUAAUACCGGUCACCUCAAUAUUUAAGAGCCUCCCAAAUGGGUCCAACAUUAGAACAAUUCCACCAGAUGUGAAUCAUGGAACACUCCUUUAGACACAGUGAAGAAAAUGUUCGUAAUCUGAUAGUCACCAUAUACCAUCUAUAUAGUGUUUUCAUAUGCUAUUCCACCAAUGCUGUGGAUCGUCCUGUAAGUAUUCUUGCCCGUUGUACUGGUGAAAUUUCAAUUCGCAAGUUUGAUUCUCAGCUGUGGGCUUUGUGUGACUGGGAAAAAGGCAGGUGUGUGGCCAUUAGUUUGUAGCACAUGGAGAUGGGUUUGCAUCCUGGCAGCAGUUUUCCGUUGAUACACGUCUGUUCAAUAGGCAAAUUGUGUGUGUCCCCCCCAAUACCCUUGUCUUUUUAAUCCUAUAAUCAAAUAUUUAAGUUGCAAAUAAGAAUAUAGAGAGCUUUGAGGGAGGUCUAGUUGUGUUUGCAAGAUAGUAAAAUCCAACAGGGAAUAACCUUUUGCAAUGUGAUAUAUAAAUGUGGACUCUGGGUUAACCCAUUAUCUUGUGGUUAAAGGUAAGUAAGCGGUAUGUUAACGCUGAAAUCAGUGUGGAUAAAGAUGCAUUCUUGCAAGAAACAUAAUAUUCAGUUAUAUAAUUUUUCAACUGUGGGGUGAUAUCUUCUUGAUCCAGGGAUGGGUCUGGUUGCCAUUCUAGAGGGAAUUUUUUUCCUGGUUUGUUGCAAAAUUGAGGUGCUUCAGGCUGGGUUUUUUUGCCUUCUUUUAGAUCAACGGCAAAAAGCAAAUGGGAGGAAAGCUGAACUUGAUUGACACAUGUCUCUUUUCAGCCUAUGUAACUAUGUAACAUUGGAGCAAAUUAAAGAUUAAUAUUUCUCCCAUAUAUUCAAAGUUAGUAUGAUUAAUCGGGAAGCCCCAGAUAAUUUGGGUAUUGGCUUGGAAGCCAUAGAAGUUGAGAAAUCAAAUGUGAAUGUGUAAGAUCAUUUUUCGUAGUUACCCAUUGGGGUUUCUCUGCUCAUAAAAAAUGGGGGGAAUACCGAGGCUACAAUGGCAGCAUUAAAAUAGAUUUGUAAAUUAGGUACUCCAAAGCACCCUGUUUAGACUGGCGUUUGUAAAAUCCACAAAGCAGUUCUUGGCCCACGCAAACUUUACCAGUUCUGAGGCGAUUUCUUUAUUUGCACUUAGCUUUGCGCUCCCUUGUUCUAUCCGCAUGCCAUUCAGGAUUCAAUCUAAUUGCUUGUAAGAUGGGUUCUAAAGUCAUCAUGUACAGAAGGGGUGAAAGCAGGCAUCCCUACCUUGUUCCAUUAAUAAGGGGGGAAAAACGAGAGACAAAACAUGCUUGUAAAACCUGUGCUUUUGGUGCAGAAUACCAUGCAAAUAUAACUGUAAUAAAGUUAAUUGUGAACACAAAUUUCUUCAACACUGCUCUCAGCAAACUGAGAGCCAGAACGGGCCAUCAUGCCAUCAUGUCCAGAAGGGGUGAAAGCAGGCAUCCCUACCUUGUUCCAUUAAUAAGGGGAAAAAACCGAGAGACAAUACACGCUUGCAAAAUCUGUGCUUUUGGUGCAGAAUACCAUGCAAAUAUAACUGUAAUAAAGUUAAUUGUGAACACAAAUUUCUUCAACACUGCUCUCAGGAAACUGAGAGCCAGAACAGGCCAUCAUGCCAUCAUGUCCAGAAGGGGUGAAAGCAAGCAUCCCUACCUUGUUCCAUUAAUAAGGGGAAAAAACCGAGAGACAAAACACGCUUGUAAAAUCUGUGCUUUUGGUGCAGAAUACUAUGCAAAUAUAACUGUAAUAAAGUUAAUUGUGAACACAAAUUUCUUCAACACUGAUCUCAGGAAUCUCCAGCUCAGGCAGUUAGAUGCCUUCUCUGCAUCUAAUGCCAAGAGAAGACUGCCUACGCCAGAAAUCUCAAGUUGCCAAACCAUGUGUUGUCUGCUCCCUGCUGACCAUUGACCAUUAAUUGAGGAAGCAAUGACUGUAAUAUUUUUGCCAAGAGAUUGGCAUAUAUUUUCGUGUCAAUAUUCAACAACUAUAUAGGGCGAAUUCUUUGGCAUAAAGUAGGAGAUUUGUCUAGUUUUGGCAAGGUAAAAACUAAGAGCAUCUCCGAUGGCAGAGUACCCGAUACUCCUGUCUUCUGAAAAAAAUUAAAGAUGUAUGGAGUUAGGACUGUGGCAAAACUUUUUAUAAUAUAAUGCUGAAAAACCAUCUGGUCUGUGUGAUUUUCCAGAGGGGAAAUCACAACUAGUUCACUCGAGGGAGAAAGGUCUUGUCAGGCCCUCAAUUUGUUGUGAGUUUAAUUGUGGUAAAUCUUACCUAGUAGGGAUAUUCCCAGGUCCUUACAUAAUUUGUAUAACUUAGCAUAAAAUUUAGAAUAGGUUGAGCCUAUAGCUUGGGACUCCAUACAGCUCUUCCCUUCUUGAUCAUCUAGGUGUACUAUGCAAGAUUGGACCUGUCUAGCUUUUAGUAUCUAAUAGUUUACCUGCCUUACCGCUAGUGCUCUGACUUUUAAUCUUUGCAAAUAAUGAUCUGUUUUUACUGCAUUUGUAGCCAGCAUACAUUUACGAAGCUUUGCCAGCUUUAUUCUGUGAUAAUAUUCUUAGAGUUCCUUUUGAGAUUUUCAUUUUAGAUAGGAUUGCUUCUUGGAUAAAUCUCCCUAUAACAACUGACCACAGAGUCUCCUCAUUGAUGUUGCCCAUCUUAUUAAGAGAAAAAUACUAAGUCAAAGUGGAGUCAUUAAACUGGAAGUCCAUAAGAAAUUUGUCAUUUAAUCUCUGUCCCCGAAAUUGGAACGAGUCUCAAAGUUCCAAUAUCACUGGGCUAUGGUCAGACCACACUAUCGUACCUGUGCUACAGUUCAUGAGUUGGGCUAAGGCUGUAUUGUCGACAAAGAAAGUAUCAACUCUAAUAAAUGUGUCAUGAAUAUGGGAUUAGUAUGUGUAGUCUCUCUCUAACGGGUGACGUAUUCUCCAGCCCAUAUAAAUCUAAUAAUUUAACUAUGCUUACUUGAUAUGUAAUUGGCAUUUUCUCUGCCCUUAUGAGAGGUAGAUGUAUUGAGGGUUGGGGAUUGGACAAAAUGAAAGUCUUCGCACAUUAUAAGCCCCCCAUUUUGUGCUAAUGCACUUUGGCUAGAAAAGAGCUAAGGGCAGUUAUUUCACCAGAGUUUGGAAUGUGCACAGAAACUAGUGUGUUCUGAAUAUUGUUAAAGAGACUUAUCAAGAUUAUUUAUCUACCCUGACUGUCAGUUAUUUUCCUCUGAAGUUGGAAUAUUAUAUCUUUAUGCAUACAUAUCAACAUGUCCCUAGACAUAGACCGAAAGAUAGAGUGAUAUUGGGUGGGAUAAUGUUUAGUAAACAUACAGGGAUUUUGCGGACCUUUGAAAUGUUUUUUUUUGUAUACAGGCUAUGUCUACUUGUUGAUGCCUGAUAUUGUGCAGAAGAGAUCUCGUUUUCUCCGGGGUGUUCAACCACUUGACAUUAAAUGGAAAAAUGUAAAAAAAAAUUUAGGUUGUAAAACAACCCUUAUCGUACAUAAUGCAAAGAGUGCGAAUAAUCUGUAAGGCGAAUAGAUUUGUAUAUGUUGUGGACACCAGCGUUAAACCAAGUACCCCGAUUCCAGCAAACAAAGCAUAAGUAAACUGCAACAAAAUGAUAUACAACAUGAUAUAUAUCCACAACUCCUCAGACAGCGAGAGUUCCACUUUAAGACUGCUAAUGCUGGCUCUAUUAAAUGGCAGAAAUAUGUCUCUCCUGUAAAUAUCAGAACACAUAGGUCAACUUCAAAUGGAGCAACCAUCACAAAUGUAUUUUCACAAAAAACAGCAUUAUUUAUCGAUGUAUUUAUUUGAAAUUGCGUUACUGGCCGUGAAGGGGUUAAAGAAGAAAAAAAAUUCUCAUUAAAAAGUAGCUCCUGCGCAUGGAAGAUGGC
This is a messenger RNA of Pelobates cultripes (western spadefoot toad), 5517 nucleotides long. Lineage: Eukaryota; Metazoa; Chordata; Amphibia; Anura; Pelobatidae. The record is from the annotation of a GenBank genome assembly.